UACGUGGGAUGGCUGAUCCUGGUUGUUGGGGGUAAUCACAAUUCAUUCUCAUUCUUCAUCUCUUCACCUCUUCUACCGCGACUCCUAUCUUUGUUCUACGGAAUCUCUCUUCUUCAAUAUAGAACAACACUCGCAAUGGAGGACAACGCAGGCCGGUUACGCGACAUGGAAGACAGCUACAAGACGCAGUUAGAUUUGCUCAAAACGCGCGGGGAGAUCAAGGAAAGCGAGGUGAAGCGGCUAGGCGAGCUUAACGCGGAGCUAUUUGGACAUGCGAAUGCCAAGCAGAAGAUUAAGCAUGUCGCGCAGCUGAAGGAGGAGAAUGUUAAGUUAAAGACGGAAAACAUCUCACUCUCCCGCCGCUGCGACGACCUCAAACGCAAAGUCAUGAACCUCGAACGCGAGAUGGAAUCACACCGCGGCCUCGCCUCCUUCAGUUCCGCCGCGCCCGGUCUCGGCCCCAACGGCCGCACCCGCAUCGGCCGCGUCGGCCGGGCGGCACUCACCUCCCGCCAGUCGAUGCACCACAUGUCCACCGCGUCGGUUGUGGCUUAUUCGAAGGGUGGGAUGAGCUUUGUUGUGUAAGAGAUGGGACACUUUGUCGACGUUCGGGACAAUGUAAUA
Fimicolochytrium jonesii is the source of this 624-nucleotide messenger RNA. RefSeq lists its product as uncharacterized. Bases 136 to 585 code for a protein of 149 amino acids. The record is from RefSeq and is a predicted model, not a curated record. NCBI's taxonomy places the organism in Eukaryota, Fungi, Chytridiomycota, Chytridiomycetes, Spizellomycetales, Powellomycetaceae. The transcript is spliced from 3 exons.